AAUUGCCCGAAUUCGAACUCGCGAUAUUUGUGUUUACGGCUGACUUUCUUCGAUGAGAAACAAAUUUUUUACCAUUUUUUCACUCAUUUGGAGGAUUUGGUUUCCAUCCAAGAUGGUCCAAACAGUGUUUGCUGAUUAACUAUUACAUACAUGGAGAGAGAGCAGACCACAUAGAUUGAUCCUUCUUUUGAGGUGUCUGAAAGGAGGAACAAAAAUCCAAUAGACGACUACGACACCGAAAAUGAGCACGCCGCCGGGUCUCAAGAAGCCUAAGAUGGAGAGAGAAGAAGAAUCCAACGGCGAAGCUGACAAUGAGAACGGCGAAGAGAAGCUCAUGUGGGAGGAGAGAGAAGAAGCACUUGUGGCUCUGAUCGAGCAUCGUACCAAAGAAGUCGAACAUCUCCGCCAACGUUUGUCCUACUACAAAUCUCAGCUUGAUCAAGCAGAGAGAAGGUUAGAGGAGACCCAUGUUAAACUGGCCCGCCAUCGAGGCCGAGACAAAGUGAUGUCAUCCAAAGGUUCUGUGGGAAAUGGUAUGAAAGAGGUGAAUGCUGAACAAAGAUCAACUAGUCCUACCCAGAUCAGCGAAGGUCAUUCUCAAAGACCGCCUCAAUCUAGACCACAAUUAGUCCAAGAAAAUGUGAAGCCAUCCAAAAACUCCCUGAAAGAGGGCGUGAAAGAGGUAAAACUUGAGCGGAGGUCAAGUAGUCCUAUCCAGAUCAGUGAAGAUUCUUCUAAAAGCCAUCCUCCAUCUAAACCACGACUUGUAAUACCUGCUGUGAAUCCAAAAGUUUCCCCACCUACGAAGAUGGCAGAAUUUGGCUCUAAAAUUAACACCGGAUCUAGUUCUCGAACUUGUGCAUCAGUUCCCACUCACACUGAUAGUAUUGUGAAACAAAAAGGGGACAAAUUUCAGCGAAUCUCUUCUGAGCAGGAAGCUGUUGAAACUCAAGCUAAAGGGACAAAAAGAAAGGCUGAGCAGAAAGAACACAAAGACAUAAUUCCUUUGAUACAUAGCAGCUCUUCACCCCGCCCAAUCCGUUGCCAGACAGGCUGUCUCAUAUCCAGUCAACACAAGAGAAAGUUGAGAAGUCUUGUCCUGUGUCCGACAAACGACCAACUAUUUGUGACCAGUUCUUUGGAUGGAGUCGUCAACUUGUGGCAAGUUCAGGCCAGAGGAUCAAAUGCCAGUCUUCUUAGUACCACUGAUUGUGUAUCUCUCAAGCACAGGCGAUGGCCAGAAGACAUAGCCUGGCAUCCACAGGGAAAUUACCUAUAUUCUGUUUACAGUGCUGAUGGUGGGGAUUCCCAGAUAUCAAUCCUGAAUCUGAAUAAAACAAAAGAGGGAACCCGUGUAAGUUACAUAGAGGAGAAGCCUCAUGUUAAGGGCAUUAUCAACAACAUAAUGUUCAUGCCAUGGGACGAUAUCUGUUUUGUUACCGGUGGCAGUGAUCAUGCUGUAGUACUCUGGACUGAGAGAGAUGGGGAGAACUCGUGGAAACCAAAAGCGCUGCACAGGAAUAUGCAUUCCUCGGCUGUAAUGGGAGUGGCUGGGAUGCUGCAAAAACAAAUUGUGAUGUCUGUUGGUGCGGACAAGAGGAUUAUUGGGUAUGAUUUACUUGCUGGAAGAGCAGAUUACAAGCAUCAAAUAGAAAGCAAAUGUAUGAGUAUUCUACCUAAUCCACGUGACUUCAAUCUCUUCAUGGUUCAGACUGGGACUCUAGAGAGACAGCUUCGAUUAUUUGAUAUCAGGGUUAGGCAGACAGAAGUCCAUGCAUUUGGUUGGAAGCAAGAAAGUAGUGAUUCACAGUCAGCUUUGAUAAACCAGGCUUGGUCUCCUGAUGGUUUAUACAUAACAUCUGGUUCAGUAGACCCUGUGAUCCACAUCUUCGAUAUCAGGUAUAAUGCUCACAAACCUUCCCAGUCAAUAAAAGCGCAUCAGAAACGUGUCUUUAAAGCUGUGUGGCACUAUGCUCUCCCGCUCAUGAUCUCCAUAUCCUCUGACUUGAACAUUGGAUUGCACAAGAUCAUUUAAAAUUCUGAUUGAAGCUGUACCCAUGUCCUGCUUUUUCGGUCCACAUUUUUCCAAUGUUUGGGAAAUUUUGUAUCCUUCCUUGAUGAGGAGCAACUGCCUGUUAGGCAGCCUUUGGCUUGAACAUUGUAUUAUGCAGAGGGAAUCAAAGAUAAGUUGCUAAGUUGAUUGCUUUUAGCCAUGGGCCUUGUUGUAUAUGCCAGUUGGGGCAUAGUUGUUGAUAUUAGUUAGUGCAUUCGUGUGUUGUACGUGA
Messenger RNA from Ilex paraguariensis (yerba mate), 2285 nucleotides. Lineage: Eukaryota; Viridiplantae; Streptophyta; Magnoliopsida; Aquifoliales; Aquifoliaceae. The record is from the annotation of a GenBank genome assembly.